AUGAACAACAUCACUUUCAAUCACCAUUCCUCCUUCCAAUUCCACCAGAUGACAACAUCUUUCAAUCACCAUUCCUCCUUCAAUUCAGAUAGACAACAUCACUUUCAAUCACCAUUCCUCCUUCCAAUUCCACCAGAUAGACAACGUCACAUCAUUCCUCCUUCAAUUCCACCAGAUUCAACAUCCUUUCAAUCACCAUUCCUCCAGAUAGACAAACAUCACUUUCAAUCACCAUUCCUCCUUCCAAUUCCACCAGAUAGACAACAUCACUUUCAAUCACCAUUCCUCCUUCCAAUUCCACCAGAUAGACAACAUCACUUUCAAUCACCAUUCCUCCUUCCAAUUCCACCAGAUAGACAACAUCACUUUCAAUCACCAUUCCUCCUUCCAAUUCCACCAGAUAGACAACAUCACUUUCAAUCACCAUUCCUCCUUCCAAUUCCACCAGAUAGACAACAUCACUUUCAAUCACCAUUCCUCCUUCCAAUUCCACCAGAUAGACAACAUCUUUCACUUCCAAUCCCAUUCCUCCUUCCAAUUCCACCAGAUAGACAACAUCACUUUCAAUCACCAUUCCUCCUUCCAAUUCCACCAGAUAGACAACAUCACUUUCAAUCACCAUUCCUCCUUCCAAUUCCACCAGAUAGACAACAUCACUUUCAAUCACCAUUCCUCCUUCCAAUUCCACCAGAUAGACAACAUCACUUUCAAUCAUCAUUCCUUUCAAUUCCACCAGAUAGACAACAUCACUUUCAAUCACCAUUCCUCCAGACCAGAGACAACAUCACUUUCAAUCACCAUUCCUCCUUCCAAUUCCACCAGAUAGACAACAUCACUUUCAAUCACCAUUCCUCCUUCCAAUUCCACCAGAUAGACAACAUCACUUUCAAUCACCAUUCCUCCUUCCAAUUCCACCAGAUAGACAACAUCACUUUCAAUCACCAUUCCUCCUUCCAAUUCCACCAGAUAGACAACAUCACUUUCAAUCACCAUUCCUCCUUCCAAUUCCACCAGAUAGACAACAUCACUUUCAAUCACCAUUCCUCCUUCCAAUUCCACCAGAUAGACAACAUCACCAUCACCUUUCAAUUCCAGAUAGACAACAUUCUUUCAAUCACCCUUCCAAUUCCACCAGAUAGACAACAUCACUUUUUCAAUCUCCUUCAUUCCUCCUUCCAAUUUCCACCAGAUAGACAACAUCACUUUCAAUCACCAUUCCUCCUUCCAAUUCCACCAGAUAGACAACAUCACUUUCAAUCACCAUUCCUCCUUCCAAUUCCACCAGAUAGACAACAUCACUUUCAAUCACCAUUCCUCCUUCCAAUUCCACCAGAUAGACAACAUCCUCCUUCUUUCAAUCACCAUUCCUCCUUCCAAUUCCACCAGAUAGACAACAUCACUUUCAAUCACCAUUCCUCCUUCCAAUUCCACCAGAUAGACAACAUCACUUUCAAUCACAUUUCCUCCUUCAAUUCCACCAGAUAG
Acanthosepion pharaonis is the source of this 1485-nucleotide messenger RNA. The record is from the annotation of a GenBank genome assembly. NCBI's taxonomy places the organism in Eukaryota, Metazoa, Mollusca, Cephalopoda, Sepiida, Sepiidae.